GAGGGAGGCGGAGCUUCUGCUCAAACCGCUGGCGCCAAGGUUGGCCCGGCCGCCAUGGAGGCCGUGCUGGAGCAGGUGGAGCAGCUGCCCGCGCUCCUGGCCGUGUCCCGCUCCUCGCUGGUGCGGGAUUGGGACUCCCUGACCCUGGACAGGGCUCUAGAGUGGGCCCGCUAUUUCCAGCACCUCCACGAUCGCUUCCGCACCCGGCCUCGCCUCCGGGAAGCGCUGGGGCGGCGGCUGCGGCGGGGUCAGCGGAGCCCUCUGCUCGGCUUCCCCCACCUGGGCCGCUGCCCGCAGCUGCUGGGCCUGGCGCUGCUGGAGAACCGCGCUUUGCCGCCCGCCGCCUGCCGCCGCCUCAUCCACAGCCUGCUGCGCCCUGGCGGUACGGAGCCCGGCUCCGAGCCCCGCAGCCUGGCGCUCCUCGCCCGCCGGAAGGCCGCCUCCCGCCUGCUGGCGCUGCCGCGGCCCCCGGAGGGGCUGGAGCCGCAGGUGCAGGCGGAGGCGCAGCUGCUGCUGAGCCGGCUGCGGGAGGAGGGGCAGGAGGCCCAACCGCCCGGAGAAGCCGCGGGGAGGCUGCGGUGGUUGUCGGGUGUCCUGGAGCAGCUCCCCGAGCCCCGGGCAUUCGGGGUGGUAGCGGCGGCGCUGCUGCUAAGGCAGGAGAGCGGCGCUGAGCAGGCCGGAGGCGGGGAUCGGGUUGGGAACAGCCUAAAUGGAAACCAAGUGAGUGCAACAGAAGACGACGUUGCCGGGCCCCUGCUUGCCUGGCUGCUGGAGAACAUGGGGCGAUUUUCUGCCUUCUGCCUUUUCCUCCCAGGCUCUCUUCUUGCCUCCCUUGCUGGUCACUAUUCCCAGUUAAACAGACCUUACUUGGACCUCUUAACUGGCUGGGGAAGCGACUUGCUCUAUGACCCCUUGCAGGGACGGUGGAUUAAAAGUUGUCUUGACAAAGCUGUGUUGUCCUGGGAGGAGCUGAGGGAGCGCUUCAGCUGCCUCUGUCAGGGGUCUGAUCUAGUCAAAGCACAGACCCAAGCUGCUCUGAAACUCCUGAAGGCCCAGGAUGGAGACUUUAAGGUCCGUGGCCUAAGUGUGUGGACUGACUUACUGAUGGAAUUAGAGGAAUAUCUGAGGAAAGAAGCAGAGCGCUGAUGUGUGAAUGCAAAAGCAACAUGAAAUCUCCUGAAAUCCAGUAGAUCUGCUAAACUAUUUCAUGUGAAAAGCAAGAAAACUUGUACCUUGCUUUGGGUUAAAAACCAAGUGCUGGUGUGACUGCUGACCACGCUGUUCCUGGCUGCAUAUGAAACCUUUCAGGGGGCCUGGUGCUUUCUUGUCGUUGCACUGUUAAUUCCCAUCACUGCAGAAUAAGCUUUCCUUUUCAAUAUUUGCUGCUUACCUAAUAAAAUGAAGGAAAUGUUUUCUGUUUAGAAAAAUAUUACAGUUCAGAUGUGGUCAUGGUAGCUGUGUCUCUUGACUGUUGGAGGUUGACAAAAAGCUCAAAGGGGAAAUGGAGUUACAAACGUGAAAACCCCAAAUUCAGGGUUAGUAGUGGUUGUCUUCAUCCAGCAUGAACUGGAUUGAAGCUAAUUAGAGUAGUAGUCUGUGUUACAACAUGAAAUAUUGUAUACAGCUAUGACAGAUAUUUCUGUACCACAAAACUAGGAGGGAUUUCAUUAUUUUGAAAUGGAAACAAUUAGUACAAGAGGAUGAAUAUUGUUUAUCUGGGAAGAGAAAUAAUGCCUAUUCUAACUUGUAUGGAAAUAAUUAAAGACACACAAACAUUUUAUUCUUCUCCGCCUUCUAAAACAAAAGAGACACUCAAGGGUAGCACACUAAUUAGCUAGAAGGACACACUGCUAAUCUAUGGAAAAUAUGACUGUUUUCUUUGGGCUUUUCUCUACAUCAUGGCAGUGAGGCAAUAAAAUUAUGGAGAUCUGCAGAUGAACAUAUUCUGAAAUCUACAGCUGUGGUAGUCAUCUUGCUCUUUCUUAAAUGGGGUUGUCCCCUUUUCUGUAACUCGUGGUGAGUGUUUAAAAAGAGCACCAUGUUGGUGGACCUCAGGACUGAGUCGGUAUUUCUGUGGUAUCAAAAGGAACACGAACGACGUCUCUGUUUAAAAUUGCUUAGAAGUAUAAAGCAUGAAGCUUGAACUUAUGUUGUCUAGCCACAGUUCCCUGCAUUAUGUAGUUUUGGCAUGUGGUAUGGAAACUUCACUUGAGCUUGCUCUAAUGCUUUUAGCAGGAAUAAGGUCUUUUUGUCUGUUAGAAUACUUUUUGCUAUCAGAGGUUUCUGAUGAAUGUUAUACCCAAAAUAUCAGUCCAAGUCAUUCCCUUCUCCACAGCUGUAUGUUAAGGGUGAAUAUCAAAUGUUGCAGUAGUGCUACAAAUGUUAUAAUAAUAAUAAAAAACCACCCUUAUCAGUG
Molecule: messenger RNA, 2416 nt
Organism: Columba livia (rock pigeon)
Lineage: Eukaryota; Metazoa; Chordata; Aves; Columbiformes; Columbidae
Gene: FANCF
Product: FA complementation group F
Exons: 1
Coding region: 55-1146 (363 amino acids)
Biological process (GO): interstrand cross-link repair
Cellular component (GO): Fanconi anaemia nuclear complex
Source: RefSeq, a predicted model, not a curated record